This is a messenger RNA of Prorocentrum cordatum, 399 nucleotides long. The record is from the annotation of a GenBank genome assembly. Lineage: Eukaryota; Dinophyceae; Prorocentrales; Prorocentraceae.
AGAGGAGGGAGGAGAAAGGAGGACGAGAGGAGCAGAAGGAGGAGGAGGAGGAGGAGGCGGCGGAGGAGAAGCAGGAGGAGGAGGAGUGGAAGAGGGAGGGACCGAGGGGCCGACUUGCCAAGACGAGGCCUCCGUGGCCCUGGCUCCCAUUGCUCGUGGCUGACGGCUGCAGCUUUUGGAGCCACGUGGGCUCCAUGCAGCUCGGCGUCGACCUUCUGGCUGGCGGUCGCGACGUCUCGGGGAACUUGGGAGUGGUACUAAUGGCGGGUCAGUUUCAAGGCAUCCCUCGCGCUGGCACCGCUGGUGAGCCACGAGCGCAUGGCUUUGGUUGCAGAAUGGCAGCGGCAGGUGCGCGGGCCGCGGACGCCUCGCGCCGGCUCGCUGGCACCGGCGACGGCU